This is a messenger RNA of Papaver somniferum (opium poppy), 1098 nucleotides long. RefSeq lists its product as uncharacterized. NCBI's taxonomy places the organism in Eukaryota, Viridiplantae, Streptophyta, Magnoliopsida, Ranunculales, Papaveraceae. Gene Ontology annotation, molecular function: nucleic acid binding. The coding region runs from base 1 to 1098 and encodes 365 amino acids. The record is from RefSeq and is a predicted model, not a curated record. The transcript has 3 exons.
AUGACUACUGCUCCAGUUUUGGCCCUCCCAAAUUUUUCCUUACCAUUUGAACUAGAGACUGAUGCUUGCUCUAGAGGAGUUGAUGCUGUUUUGAUGCAGUUAGGUAUGUGGGGUACUUAUACUAGAGCUAAAACACAUUUGUAUUGGACAAAGAUGAAACAAGAUAUCAUCCAUUUUGUUGCCACUUGUGAUAUAUGCCAAUGCAACAAAAAUGAGCAUUCUGCCCCAGCUGGUCUUCUACAACCACUGCCUAUUCCUAACAGUGCUUGGCAGCACAUCUCCAUGGACUUCAUUGAAGGAUUACCACUCUCCAACAAGAAAUAUGUGAUACUAGUGGUGGUAGACAGACUCACCAAGUAUAGUCAUUUCAUUGCUCUCAGUCACCCAUUCACUGCCUUAUCUGUGGCUAAAGAAUUUCUUCAUCACAUUUUCAAGCUCCAUGGAUUACCAUCCUCUAUUCGUAAAAAUGUCACCAUUCAAGCUUUGUAUGGAUACACACCACCUCAUUUGGUUUUUCCAGUUCAUACUACUACCUCUGUAGCUUCUGUUCAAGAAUACCUUCAAGAAAGAGACCACAUGUUGCAGCUACUAAAAGAAGACUUAGCCAAGGCUCAAGAUAGGAUGAAAUACUUUGCUGAUAAACAUAGGAGUGACAGGUCAUUUGAUGUGGGUGACAUGGUUUUUCUAAAGCUUCAGCCUUAUAGGCAUAGUUCUGUAGCUUUGAGGAAGAACUUCAAACUAUCUUCAAAGUACUAUGGCCCAUUUGAAGUUUUGCAGAAAAUUGGAGUUGUAGCUUAUAAGUUGAAAUUGCCAGUUGGGUCAAGGAUUCACCCAAUCUUUCAUGUGUCUCAGCUGAAGAAAAAGAUUGGUUUGCAUCUUCCUGUUACUUCCUCUCUGCCACUGGUGGAUACCUCAGGCUCCUUCAUUGUCACUCCACUUGAAGUUUUAGCAUCCAGGGUGACAUUACGUGCUGAUGAACAUAUCCCUCAACUUCUCAUUCACUGGUCUAAUUCUACACCAGAAGAAGCAACAUGGGAAGACACUUCUCACAUUCAAGCUCAAUUUCCUAACUUUAUCCUUGAGGACAAGGAUGCUUAA